Molecule: messenger RNA, 1080 nt
Organism: Naegleria fowleri
Lineage: Eukaryota; Heterolobosea; Eutetramitea; Acrasida; Naegleriidae
Exons: 1
Coding region: 1-1080 (359 amino acids)
Source: RefSeq, a predicted model, not a curated record
AUGACAACAACCUCGUUCAAACACGCUCUCUCUCAGGCCUAUGAAUUCUUCUCUUUCUGCUUCUAUGGAUUGUAUUUGCUCGUGUGUGAGUUGGAGCUUCUCACCAAAUUCAAAUCCAUGAUUCCGUUUGUGGGAGAAAAGGCUAAACCUCUCAUUACCACACUCAAUGAGAUGAUUAGUGGAAAGAUUGAAUUAGUGAAACCCACCUCCGAUCAAUAUUAUGUAGUCACUGGAGCCAACUCGGGAAUUGGAUUUGAAACAGCAAAAACAUUGGCUUGUGAGUUUGGAUUCAAUGUUAUUUUGGCAUGCCGUUCCGAAGAGAGAGGUAAUGAAGCAAGAGAAAAGAUUCAACGAGAACUCGAUAAGAAAAAUUCAAAGGUUUCUCUCAAAUUUAUGAAAUUAGAUUUAUGCUCAUUGGAUAGCGUGAAAUCUUUUGCUGACAAAUUAAAUCAACAAUUCAAGGUGAAAUGUCUUAUGAAUAAUGCUGGCGUGAUGAUUCCUCCUUAUGAGCUCACAAAGGAGGGUCAUGAACUUCAAUUUGGAUGCAAUUAUUUGGCACAUGUUUUGUUGACCUUAUUGUUGAAAAACAAUUUAGUUGAGAAUGGACCUGACAGUAGAAUUGUUUUUGUUUCUUCUGAAGCUCAUCAUCCAGGAACAAUUCAUUUUGAGGACCCUGAUUCUAAGAAGAGAAGAUACAAUCCAUUCGAUGGAUAUACUCAAUCCAAGAUGGCUCAAAUAAUGUUCACUUAUCAUUUUGAUAAGUUACUGAAAAAGGAGGGAUUGGCCGACCGUGUGAGUGUGAAUUCUAUUCAUCCAGGAAUUGUCGCAACAAAUAUUGGAACUCACUUGUGGUUCCCUUUCAAUCAUGUCUUUAAUUUUGGAAUUAAGCUCCUUGCUCUGACACCCAUUGAAGGAGCAGUUAAUCAAAUUUACGUUGCAUGUGCAAAGGAGUUGGAAAGAAUCUCUGGCAAAUAUUUUGUUCAUUGCAAGCCAUCAAGGAGUAAUGCAGAGAGUUAUGAUCCAGAGAAAAUGACCAAGCUCUACGAAAUGUCUCUUGAAAUUCUCAAACCAUGGUUGUAA